CUGUUGAUAUUUUCUAUUUUUUUGCGUGCUGUCAUUUCACUUCCCCCCCUCCAUAUUAUCACAUGAACAAAAGCUGAUGGGGAAAGAGAAAGAGAGAGGGGGGAAAAGUAAAAAAAAUGCGCAGCUUUGAGCCGCUUUGAGCCUCAUUCAGUUGACGUCUAGACGGAAGUGUGUCGCGUGAGUUUUCUCUUCGGGAUCUCGAAGAACUGAGUAGUGAUGGCAGAGAGAGGCGGUGUUCCGGCGGCGCGGGCGGUACUUCAGCAGUGUCUGCAGGCGACGCUGCAGGUGAAGCCACCGGAGGAGCUCUCGGAGGCUCAGUAUGUCCAGAUCCACAGAGGAAUGGUGAUCUAUAUCUGCUUCUUCAAAGGAGCCUCGGAGGACAUGCUGCCCAAGAUGGUGUCCGCACUGUUAAACCUGCGGCUGUGCGAAUCCGACUCGGGGAAGAUGGUGUCGGUGUCGGAGCUGCCCGGCAGCCUGCUGAUCGUCCCCCAGGCCACACUGGGCGGGAAGGCCAAAGGCCGAGCAGUGCAGUACCACGACAACAUUGGCAAGGAGGCCGGACAGCGGCUCUACGGCACCUUCGUGUCCCUGUGCGAGGAGCAGCUGGCGCUGGCGGUGGCGGCAGCGGCGACGGGCCAAGUGACGGUGAAACACGGGACGUACGGGAACAGACAGGUGCUGAAGCUCAACACCAACGGGCCCUACACGCACCUCAUGGACUUUUGAGGACAGCUGGGGGUCAGCCGGGAGGUCAACACGUCUACCAACAAGGCCCGAUACGGCCCCGAAGACUUCAUGUUUUUGAUCUGAUUCAUACAUUGGUGAUGAAAAAAACAUUGAAAUAUGUCACAGUUGUUUUUUGUUUUUUUCAGUAAAUAGAAUACAGAAGUCUCAAAUGUGCAUGACAACAUUAAAACUGAAAUUACAGAAGAUUUGGAGUCUUCAAAAAUGUAGAAGAACUGUAGCUCAUAAAAACACCACCUGCUAAAUGCAAAGUGUCAUCUCUUAACCUUAGUGGAGGAGCAAGAGAGAUUUACAGAAGGUUUAAACAUGGCAAUGGCCCCCAAUGCACAACAGAAAUAAUAAUAAUAAUGAUAUUAUAUAUUUAUUUAUUUAUGUAUAUUCUUUGUUGUUGUCAGAGAGUAUUUUGCUUCUUUUACUUAAGUAAAGCGUCUGAGUACUAGUUGUUUGUGAUCCAGGGUGUCAUGUGACCUCCGGGCCAGCAGGGGCGCUCGGUUGCGUUUCAGGGACCGGAAAUAAGCAGCAUUCAGUAAACUUGGGUGACAGCAGCUUUUACAACCUGCGUCAAACCCGUUUAUCUGUAAAGGCAGCAGUAAGCGCGAGCAAUGCUACUUCCGGUUACUCGUUUCGACAACAAAAUAAAAGUACGAAUGUCAGGAAAUACAUAAAUAUAUAAUAUAAACAUUUA
This is a messenger RNA of Pseudoliparis swirei, 1429 nucleotides long. It is a transcript of the gene dtd2, whose product is annotated as D-aminoacyl-tRNA deacylase 2. Gene Ontology annotation, cellular component: cytoplasm. Gene Ontology annotation, biological process: tRNA metabolic process. Lineage: Eukaryota; Metazoa; Chordata; Actinopteri; Perciformes; Liparidae. Bases 217 to 726 code for a protein of 169 amino acids. Gene Ontology annotation, molecular function: D-tyrosyl-tRNA(Tyr) deacylase activity. The transcript has 4 exons. The record is from RefSeq and is a predicted model, not a curated record.